AUGGCGAUGUCCAUCUCCGGCGGCUGCGUCGGCGGCGACUCCUGCACGGUCCUGGCGCCGUCCGCGUCCUCGCUCCGCCCGCCGCUCCGUCGUGCCGCUGGCCCCAAGGGUCAUUUUUGUACUUUUCCUCAUGGAGCAUCUAGCAAUCACAUGCUUACAAACAACCAGCUAUGCGUUGAGCAUCAAAGAUGUCCGCAGAGCUCCACCCAGACCUAUGCUCUUUCUAGGAAGGAUUUUUCUCCUAUAACUCAAGAUGUGGAAGGCUUCCUUCACAAUGUUGUUAACAUGGGAUUUCUUGACCGUCUGAAAUUAGCAUGGAAGAUAAUGUUUCCUGCACCAACCAUAAAGGAGAGCUCCAAUGCGAACAUCGCAAAACAGAGGCUUAAGAUGAUCCUGUUCUCCGAUAGGUGUGAAGUCAGUGAUGAAGCAAAGAAAAAGAUUGUGGAGCACGUCAUUGAGGCAUUGUCUGAGUUUGUUGAGAUAGAAUCAAGGGAUAACGUCCAAGUGGAUAUCUUGACUGAUGCUGGCCUUGGCACUGUGUACUCUGUGACAGUUCCCGUGCGCCGUGUGAAGCCACAGUACCAGGAAUCUGAAGAGCAGUACAGAGGGAAAAUCGUCGGCGUCGACUUCAAGGACACCGGAGAAUCAUCAGGGAACGUUGAUGUCACCUUUGACUUCUUUGUACCCAACGAGAACUACUAA
Molecule: messenger RNA, 702 nt
Organism: Miscanthus lutarioriparius
Lineage: Eukaryota; Viridiplantae; Streptophyta; Magnoliopsida; Poales; Poaceae
Source: the annotation of a GenBank genome assembly